Messenger RNA from Drosophila kikkawai, 3200 nucleotides. RefSeq names its product WD repeat domain 59 (gene Wdr59). Gene Ontology annotation, cellular component: Seh1-associated complex; vacuolar membrane. NCBI's taxonomy places the organism in Eukaryota, Metazoa, Arthropoda, Insecta, Diptera, Drosophilidae. The record is from RefSeq and is a predicted model, not a curated record. Gene Ontology annotation, molecular function: signaling adaptor activity; protein binding. Gene Ontology annotation, biological process: cellular response to amino acid starvation; positive regulation of TORC1 signaling.
CAUCUCUCUUAUCAGUUUCGUUUCGUUUUCUUUCUGUUGUGGCAAAAAUGGAUUAAAUUGGUUGAUUUUAUGUUAUUCAAGCCCAUCUGUAGUGUAGACAAUGCCACCCACGGAGACACUGCGUCUGGGAGAGCGCGGCGGAGCAGCAGCGGGCUCGGUUGGAGGAGCUGGAAUUGCAGGUGGCGGUGGCCCUGAGCAAACAUAUAUCAUCAGGCAGAGCAACAAAUGCUAUGAGCACCGCGACUCCCAGGCCACGGCCAUGUCCGUGGACUACUCGGGGCAGUGGGUGCUGCUCGCGGGUCGUGGCUAUCUGGCCCUGCAGCGCCUGGGCCAGGACGAUGGCUCCCUCAGACGCCACGAGAGGCAGUCGAAGUACGAGGUCUCCGUGGCGGAGUUUGCCAUAUGUCCCAGUCGCAAAGAGUACUGCGCAAUAGCGACCAGUCAAAAUAUCGACAUCGUUCGGUGGGGCACGUCGGAGCCCAUCUAUGAGAACUCGCUGCGGGGACACACUCGCACCGUGACCGACAUCGACUGGCACGGCAAGGAUCCCAAUCUGCUGGUCAGUUGCUCUAUCGACACCUUCUCGCACAUCUGGGACCUGAGGGAGCCCAGGAAGCCGGCCUUGUCCCUGAAUGCAGUUUGCAUGUCUGGGGCCACCCAAGUGGGCUUCAAUCGUGUCUCGGGUAACCUGCUUGCAGCAGCGCACGACGGAGACCUACGGAUCUGGGACAUACGCAAGGGUAGUUGUCCCACACACUAUAUUACUGCGCAUCUGAACCGAGUGCAUGGCAUUAACUGGAGCCACAAGCGGGAGACCUGCCUGGCCACGGCCAGUCAGGAUGGCACGGUCAAGUACUUUGAUGUGUGCAAUCCCCGCAGGGCCGAGAAGAUAAUCACUACCAUGUCGCCGGUGUGGAGAGCCCGAUACACGCCCAUUGGCAAUGGCCUGGUCAGCAUUGUGGUGCCCCACUUGGGUCGCGGCGAGAACAGUCUGCUGCUCUGGAGCAAUAGCAAGCAAACGGAUCCCAUUUGCUCCUUUGUGGGUCACACUGAUGUUAUUCUGGACUUUGCCUGGCGCCCCAAUCGCGAAAGUUCCACGGAGAUUGAACUGGUCACCUGGUCCCGUGAUCGCACCCUGAGAGUCUGGAAGAUAGACGACCAUAUGCUAAAACUAUGUGAGCCCGCGGCGGAGGAAGAGGAGCCCCGUUUUGAGCCAGACCUCAGUGAGCUGAGGGUUCCCACCCCUCCGGAAUUUCUGCAUCCACGCACCUUGAUGGUGGCCGGCUCGCUGCCCAUUUCCACGGGUGACGGAGCAUGUAACACGCUGCCCAUGGCCCGAUCGCCCAGCUUCGGCGGUUACUGUCGCCGGGAGGAGUCGCACAUAGCCCGAUCCUUGACAGAUCAGCCUACGUGUUCGCUGCACCACGAGUUCUCGCUGCUGAACACGAACAUGCCGCAUGUGGAGGUGGACAUGCUGGACGCCAUAAAGCGGUAUGCCUGCUUCAGGAUAUGCGCGGGCGGGCACACGGUGAUUCUGCAGGUAAACUUUGCCACAUCCUACCCGAGUCCCAGUGCACCGCCGGAGUUCCAGCUGUGCCAGGGCACCACUCUGUCCAGCGAGGUGAGCGGCAUUCUGCUCAAGGUGCUCCGCUGCAACGCCCUGCAGCGGGUGAAGAAAUCGCGCACGUGCCUGGAGCAAUGUCUGCGCGCUCUGGUGGCGGCCAUGAAGAAGAAGGUGGCUGCUGUGGGCGGAGGAGGCGGAGCAGAUCGCAGUCAGCUCCUGCUGCAGUCGCCCCGACUUGAGGGCGCCCUGUCCAGUGCCCUGCACGAUGCCUGCAUUCCCUACCCGCGGACCUCGGGGGUCCACUUCAAUGCCAUUGGCAUGUUGACCACAUUCGCCCAGCCGGUUAACAACAAGCGUUUGACCCUGCGACAACACUCGGCUUUGACACCGAGAACCCUGUCGGCCAUCAAUGGGAGUGGACUCCUCGGCAAUGUUAUGGCCACCGCGCAGCGGGAUGCGAAUGCUUCGUUUUACCUGCAGGAGAGAAUGAUCUCGGGGAAGCCUGGCAAGCAGCGAGCCAUCCGUCAGAUGAACGGCAGUCCAGUGGUCCAUGUCUACGAUGCGAGCAGCCUGCUGCACAUCAGUCGCAACAUGGCCAGGGAAUUCUCAUUGGACAAGCUCAACAUAGCGGAGACGUGUCGCAGGAAUGGCGAGAUCUGUCGCCAGCAUGGGCGCUUGGACCUGGUGCCCGUGUGGCUGCUGGCGGAGCUGAUAGCCACACCCCAAGUCCGACACGAGACCCUCAACGAGCUGCUGUUCUACAAGGAUCCCUUCAAGAAAUCCCUGCUGGAGUCCCUGAUUAUGCACUACGCUGGCUCCGGGGACAUUCAGACAGCCGUGCUGCUAGCCUGCUUGUUCGACAAGUGUCCCACGGGUGGGGGAGCCCUAAUGGACAUUGCCAGCCGCCUGCCGCCGCAGCUCAACGCCCAGAUUUCGCCGUAUCACACUGUCCUACCGCUGGACGUGAAGUCAUCUUCAUCCUCGCCCAACACCUGGCAACAACUGAAGCAGCUACGUAGCAAUUCCUGGUCAGACUCCCUGGAUCUGGAGGUGAAGCAUCUGCAGUCCGAUGGCUAUGCUCCGUGCUCCCUGAUCAGGCGCGCCAAGGUGCCGCUUUUCGAUCAAUUCAAGCGCGCAUACGCCGAGAUUCUCUUCGGUUGGCAGUUGCUAUCGAAACGUGCCCUCAUCCUCAAGCACACACAGAACACGCCGCCACCGGUCCAGGGUGUGGAAUUUGUCACCGAGUGCGGGACGUGCGCCAAGCCAAAGCGGACGCCAAAGUGCGAGCCCUGCAAGCGCCCGGUCCUCUUCUGUGUGCUCUGCCGACUGCCAGUGCGAGGGGUGGCUAACGCCUGUCUGGCGUGUGGCCAUGGUGGGCAUAUGGAUCACAUGAUGCAGUGGUUCGAGAAACACACCGUGUGUGCCACCUGUGGAUGCAAGUGCCUGGAGCGCACGUCGGAGCUGCUGGCCUUGCUGAACUGACCAGCUUUCUCGUUGCUGUUGGGCCCAUGCUGCCUUCUUUUAUCUCGGUGGAUAUCCAACUACAUGAAUAGGUGUUGCUUAGUCUCUAAGGAUACGAUUUUUGUACGACUUGCUUAAGGUUCGGAAAUAUAUUGACAUUUUCUUCCAGCCUUAA